UAACACUGCGCACCUAAACAAACAUGGCGGACGAAAAGAAAUAUUAGAUUGCUAUGAGCCCCACAGAGCAUAGUUUAAUGUGUAUGCAGCACUGUAGCUCUGAUUCCUAUUUAAUUUUUGCCACCUUCCCAAGGUCUUGUGAGGUCUGUGGAUCAGUGCUAGAGAAUUGUAGACUUCGCGUUCCUCCAUUUCGUCUCCCGAAUCCAUUCGUUGCAAGUCGUUGCGUGCCUCGUUCUGUGUUAAUCAGACCUACGCGCGGAGACUUCCUCAGUGAUUAUCAAAAUGGAGACAAUCUGCAUAUUGGAAUAUCAGAUGAAAAUGGAUUUGUAUAUCACUAUGAUGAACGUGGUGCCAACAUAGACACAUGUGGCUGGGAUCAAUGUGUAGUUGUUGAGAUACAAAACCGAUCACAUAUCGAAGACAAGUGGAGAGAAAUCUUACAUUCGAGUCAGCUAUCUGACCUAUGGACGUCUGAAAGAUAUGAUGAGACCAGCCAUAAUUGCUACGAUUAUGUCUUGUAUGUCAUACGUCAACUUCUCUUCGUUACUACCUCCAAGCAAGACUUCUGCCGGCAAUUCAUUCUACCAGUCACCACUAAAAUAGCAAAGUACUUAGAGAUGUUCAGGAGGGUCAAAAUCAGAGGUGUGGUAGUGACGCAAUCAUUGAGCUAGAGGGUACCCGGUCGCGAGGGUACUCGGGCGGGAAGUUUGUCUUUGGUUUGGAAUUUUUUACCCUCUGUGUUUUUGGAGAUUCAAAACGCUGCCUGAUGUGAAUUAAUGCUCAUUUUAUCAUUUUUGUUUAUUUGAGAUGGUGGACAGAAAAGGAGGGGUCGAGAAAAAUUCUUUGGUAAUGUUUAAUAUCACACGGCGCUGCUCGUUAAAAGCAGAGAUGGUGUGAAUUCGAUACUUUUAAUUCAAAUGUAAGGUCAGGUAUGAUAGAUAAUAAGUUUCAACCCCGCGUAUCUGACAUGGGGUGGAGGCUGGGUGGUUUUGAGCUCUGUUUGACCCGUCAUGCUUAUAGCGCCUAGAAACUUGACGCUUUUGAAUUGAUUCUUUGUUUUAUAGUUGGAAACACAUUUCAUUUUUGAAGCGUAUGUUAUUAAAAUAUAAAAGGUUUCCGAUUUGGGAAAACAACAAUUUCACUAUACUAUCAUUUUCUCUGUGCUGAAACAUUAAAAUGAUUGUCCUGUCAGGGCGCGAAAUAAAAACUUGCAAGAAUAA
Messenger RNA from Nematostella vectensis (starlet sea anemone), 1220 nucleotides. Its product is annotated as MKRN2 opposite strand protein. The record is from RefSeq and is a predicted model, not a curated record. The transcript is spliced from 4 exons. Lineage: Eukaryota; Metazoa; Cnidaria; Anthozoa; Actiniaria; Edwardsiidae. Bases 54 to 671 code for a protein of 205 amino acids.